Molecule: messenger RNA, 867 nt
Organism: Fonsecaea nubica
Lineage: Eukaryota; Fungi; Ascomycota; Eurotiomycetes; Chaetothyriales; Herpotrichiellaceae
Exons: 3
Coding region: 1-867 (288 amino acids)
Molecular function (GO): oxidoreductase activity
Source: RefSeq, a predicted model, not a curated record
AUGGCUGGAAUCCCGAACUUUGAAUCCCUUUUCCGGCUGGACGGCAAGGUUGCAUUGAUUACUGGUGGUUCAAGAGGCAUUGGCCUUUACAUUGCUAGCGGUUUUCUGCAAGCUGGUGCAAAAGAAGUCAUCCUGACUGCGCGGAAGGAAGAUGGUCUUAAAGAAGCUGUCGCUCAGCUAAAUGCUCUACCAAAUAUCCAAGGCCGCGCUUCUUAUAUUGUUGCCAAUGUGAGCCGCAUAGAGGGCAUAGAAAAGCUCGUGGAAGAGACCAAGAGUAGGCUGAGCGAUGGAAAGCUCCACAUCCUGGUCAACAACGCCGCCGCCAGCUGGGGGGGACCUUACGAGGACUUUGACGACUGGAAAAUUGCAAAGACUUUGGACGUGAAUGUCCGCGGCGUCUUCAAUUUGACGCGGAAGAUGAUCCCUCUGCUUGCUGCUGCUGGAACCCACGAUGACCCAGCAAGAGUCCUGAUCGUGAGCUCGGUCGGCGGCAUCGCCGUUUUGCACACCGGCUCAGACGGAGCAAUCGCUUAUAGCAUCUCAAAGGCAGCAGCCCAUCAUCUGGGGAGGAAUCUGGCGAUAGAACUGGUCAACAAGAAUAUCACGACGAAUGUCAUCGCUCCGGGCUGGUAUCCCACUCGUCUUGCCAGCCCUGCCAUCGAGAAAUUUGGUGGCGAGGAAGUGGCAGCCAAUGACAAUCCGAUGAAAAGACUGGGCAAGCCAGAGGACAUGGCCGGCGUCGCCGUGUAUCUCGCUUCAAGGGCAGGCACUUAUGUCAAUGGAGAGGACAUUAGUGUCGAUGGGGGAAAGAGACUUAUGAUGGGCAGCUAUGCCUCACCUUUGUCGGAGCCAAAAGCCAAACUCUGA